GGCGUGUCCGUUAAGUCAUAGGAGAGGACGAAGUCUGCGGAGUGGUCUGCCGGCUCUGCCCGUUGGACGUUAGACUCACUGUGGAAGGAGGCUGAGCUGACCGACCGUCUCGAUUCUUUGGUCGGACUAGAGUUUCCGCAGUAGACCAUGAAGUUCUUGUGGGCCGUCACCGCCCUCCUUCUGGGCUGUUGUCGCGCUAACGCCGCCACAGCGGGUUUUAUCCGAUCCCCCCUGUCUCAAAUGAAACUGAUCGAUGCCAGUGCAGAGCUGCAUUGUGAGGUGAUAGGGUACCCCAUACCAGAAGUUCAGUGGUGGUUUGUUGAAGGGGAAGAGUCCAACGAGACUUUCACCCAGCUGUUUGAUGGGGCUCAUAACAACCGUGUAAAAAUCAACGCCACAUAUAUCGAACACGCCGCAAGCACCAUUCACCUCACCAGACUUUCCCUUGAGGACACGGGCACGUACGAGUGUCGUGCCUCCAACGACCCCGACCGCAAUGAUCUGAAGAAGACUCCAAAAAUCAAGUGGAUCCGCUCGCAGGCAAACAUUAUUGUGAUUGAAAAGCCACGUAUCUUGAAAUCUCCUGAUGUGGUCAACCAGACUUCUGCCAGUCUCAGCUGCAACUUGACCAGCACUAGCCUCCAAAGUUCUGGAUCCUUCUGGACGCACAACGGCAAACUCAUUGAUGGUUCAAAGUCUGCUUCUGCUACUAAUUAUGCAGUUCAUCGUUUGGACAAGAUCUCUCAUGCUCAGACUGGAAUGUAUGAAUGUGUGUUCGAGACUGAACCUCAGGUGAAAGAUGUGAUUGAGGUCAAAAAUGCCCCACAUGUGUCUGCCUACAAACACUCGGAACACGGCAGUGAGAAUGACAAGGGGGUGAUGACCUGUGUGGGUCAUGGUUACCCGCUGCCCACUGAUUGGGUCUGGUUCAAACAAGAGGAUGGCGAGCAGACGUUGAUUAGCAACGGCACCAGUGACAGAUACGAGAUAAAGAGCACCCCCAACAAGACGGUGCUGACCAUCAAUGAUCUGAACAUCGAGACGGACAUUGGAAACUACAUCUGUGCUGGAACCAAUGAAGUCGGCACGAACACGGACAAAAUCUACCUGCGUGUGCGCAGUCGCCUGGCUGCUCUGUGGCCCUUCCUCGGGAUUGUUGCUGAGGUCAUCAUCCUCGUGACCAUCAUCUUCAUUUAUGAGAAAAGGAGAAAGCCCGAUGAGGUUAAUGAUGACGAUGACUCAGGAGCUGCUCCCCUGAAAAGCAAUUCCAAUGCCAACCACAAAGACAAGAACGUGCGGCAAAGAAACUCCAACUAAGAAGACGGAGCUGCAGUCACAGCAAGGAGUCGCCUUCUGUGGCAUUAACAUGUGCUCGCUGCUCAUGUUAAUGCGAGUACCCGGAGGUUGGAUGUUCAUGUUGGAGAAUCCUUUUUUUAGUUUUUAUUAUUUUAACCACAUUGUGAAAAUAAUGUGACUUUCUGCUUCAGGCUGUUUGGCAAAUAUUGCAUGAAUCGAAACGCCAUGUCACGUGUAAAAAUCAUUAAGAUUCGGGUUUGAGGAGUGCUUAGUUUGUGAUGCUUUUAUUGUGGUGGAUCCUGAACUAUCUCCGCCGUUGCUUUUUAGCGUCGCUCAUUUCCUGCCUGGAAAAGUCCUCGGAGAGAUUACGAAACUUUUGUAAGAAUAUUAAUUGCUCUGUCGUAGUUCAACACUGCCAGUCCAGCAGGAAGUGGUGGAGAGUAUUUUAUUUAGCAUGAGAUGUAACCCGGAGCCACUGCGGACUUCCUGUAGUAAAACGUUAUUUUGCCUUAACAAGCGCUGUGUGGUUUAGUUUGGUAACCUGUUACCUGGUAAAGGUUUCACUUUAUUCAGAUGCUGCAAUCACUGACAUUUGGGUUUUGAGUUUUUUUUUCAGGAAAAGGAAUUUUCUAAUCGUUUUUCUUUUUACAAUAAACUCCUUUUUUUUGUUUUGUUUUUUUCUUUUCUCUGAUUUGCGUCAAUAAACGACUACGGACCAAGAGGUGGAUCUGUUGCUUCUGUAGACGUGUGUGAAGCCGCAGAGAACUGAAACGUUUGAUGUUUUAAACCCGUCUGUUCUAUUCACUGUAGAUAUUUGGAAGCCAUAUAUUCCAUUUGAACUAAUGAGUGUUGUAAUUGAUGUUAGAAGAGCAGCCGUGAAAAUUGUUGUACCUUCAUCUACUGUACAACCUUCACAAACUGAAAUAAAGGUAUUAACGGAAACUC
This is a messenger RNA of Oryzias latipes (Japanese medaka), 2241 nucleotides long. It is a transcript of the gene bsg, whose product is annotated as basigin. Lineage: Eukaryota; Metazoa; Chordata; Actinopteri; Beloniformes; Adrianichthyidae. Gene Ontology annotation, molecular function: cell-cell adhesion mediator activity. The record is from RefSeq and is a predicted model, not a curated record. Gene Ontology annotation, cellular component: axon; plasma membrane. Gene Ontology annotation, biological process: dendrite self-avoidance; homophilic cell-cell adhesion; axon guidance.